Syngnathoides biaculeatus (alligator pipefish) is the source of this 2734-nucleotide messenger RNA. It is a transcript of the gene glrbb, whose product is annotated as glycine receptor, beta b. Lineage: Eukaryota; Metazoa; Chordata; Actinopteri; Syngnathiformes; Syngnathidae. Gene Ontology annotation, molecular function: neurotransmitter receptor activity; extracellularly glycine-gated chloride channel activity; transmembrane signaling receptor activity. Gene Ontology annotation, biological process: nervous system process; chemical synaptic transmission; chloride transmembrane transport. Gene Ontology annotation, cellular component: postsynaptic membrane; neuron projection; synapse. Bases 844 to 2346 code for a protein of 500 amino acids. The transcript has 10 exons. The record is from RefSeq and is a predicted model, not a curated record.
UGAAUAGUGACAGUUCAGGGUGUAGGCUGCCUUUCUCCUGACGCUACCUGGGAUAGGCUUUCCCGCAACCCUUGUGAGGAUAAGCAACUUGGAUAAUGACAUAAUUGUUGCCUUUGAGCAGCCCUGUUGUUUGGCGAGUCGUCAGGUGUUGCCUUCAUAGACCCUUUGAAAUCACAAUUUUACCACACAAAACACCCGAGUGAGUGCUCCAAAUGUCCCCAUAUGCGAAAAUCCACCGUACACAAAAAAUCUAAGAAAGCACAGCGAUGAAUAUUGUAUACAUCCUUCCAAGAAUAUGUUUCCACGCGGAAUCCGUGACAUCCUAUUCCGAGCCUCCCGUGUCACGCCUGAAGCGACCCGGGAGUGCGCUCGGGCCUCUCGCGAGGUGAUUCGUCCUCAGCAAGUCACGUGACAGGGAGGAAAUGCAUAGGAGGGGCGGGGCUAAAGGGUUGAGUACUCUCUCCGUGGUGCUGAUGGGACGAGGCCUUCUGCGCAGCCGCUUCUGCGCAGGUUGCAUGACAGGUAGCAGCCAGCGAGCCUCCAUCUUGGGCUUCCCGGGGGCAGCCAUAAUACAAACCCCCCCCCCAAAAAAAAAAAACAAAAAAACAAUAAACAACACAGCCAAGAUGUCGCUCGGGCGCGAUGAUGUGAGUUUAAUUUAAAGACAACCGCUCGCGAAAGGAGGACGCUUUCAAGCCCACCUGAGGAAAAAGGAGAGGAUGGAGAGGAACGGGAGCGGCGCCGUUAACGACGAUUAGCCCCCUUCACCCCCUCCUCUUUCGCCGCUCGGUUCGGAAGGAACUUUUGUCCACAAACGUCUGAAAGGCUCCACUCAUAGACAGGAUGGGCGUCAAGAAGAAACUGGUGGUCUUCAUCCUGGUCCUUUGCGUUUGCCUCCAGGGAGCGUCUGCCAAAGAGAAGGGAACCAAGAAGGGAAAGAAGAAAGGGAAGCAGGUUUACUGCCCGUCACAACUGUCAUCCGAGGAUCUGGCCCGCGUGCCUGCCAAUUCCACCAGUAACAUCUUGAAUAGGUUACUGAUCAGCUACGAUCCCAGAAUCCGGCCCAACUUCAAAGGAAUUCCCGUGGAAGACAGAGUGAACAUUUUCAUCAACAGCUUUGGUUCAAUCCAGGAGACGACGAUGGACUACCGAGUCAACAUCUUCCUGCGGCAGCGCUGGAACGACCCGCGGCUCAAGCUGCCGCAGGAUUUCAAGUCCGACUCGCUCACCGUGGACCCCAAGAUGUUCAAAUGCCUGUGGAAGCCCGACCUGUUCUUUGCCAACGAGAAGAGUGCCAACUUCCAUGACGUCACCCAGGAGAACAUCCUUCUCUUCAUCUUCCGCAACGGCGAUGUUCUCAUCAGUAUGAGGUUGUCCGUCACGCUGUCUUGUCCGCUGGACUUGACUCUGUUCCCAAUGGACACCCAGAGGUGCAAAAUGCAACUGGAAAGCUUUGGCUACACCACGGACGACCUGCAGUUCAUGUGGCAGACUGGGGACCCCGUGCAGAUGGACGCCAUCGCCCUGCCCCAAUUUGACAUCCGACAAGAAGACAUCGACUACGGCAACUGCACCAAGUUCUACUCAGGAACAGGGUACUACACUUGCGUGGAGGUCAUCUUCACCCUGAGGCGUCAGGUGGGCUUCUACAUGAUGGGCGUUUAUGCACCCACGCUGCUCAUCGUGGUGCUCUCCUGGCUGUCCUUCUGGAUCAACCCCGACGCCAGCGCUGCACGAGUGCCGUUGGGCAUCCUCUCCGUUCUGUCCCUGUCUUCCGAGUGCACGUCCCUCGCUUCGGAGCUCCCCAAGGUGUCGUACGUGAAGGCCAUCGACAUCUGGCUGAUCGCCUGCCUGCUGUUCGGUUUCGCCUCCCUAGUGGAGUACGCCGUGGUGCAGGUCAUGCUCAACAGCCCCAAGCGCAUCGAGGCCGAGAAGGCCAAGAUGGCGUCCAAGGAGAAGGCGGUGGGCAAGAGCGCCGCCAACGCCGCCGCCAGGAACAACACCGUCAACGGCACCGGGGGGACGCCUCUCCACGUCAGCACCUUGCAUGUGGCGGAGACGCGCUGCAAGAAGGUGUGCACCUCCAAGUCGGACCUGCGCACCAACGACUUCAGCAUCGUGGGCUCGCUCCCGCGGGACUUUGAGCUGUCGAACUUUGACUGCUACGGCAAGCCCAUCGACACGGCCGGCGGCGGCGGCAAAUCGCAGGCCAAGAACAACAAGAAGCCCCCCCCUCCGAAACCGGUCAUCCCAUCGGCCGCCAAGCGCGUGGACCUUUACGCCCGGGCCCUCUUCCCCUUCUCCUUCCUCUUCUUCAACGUCAUCUACUGGUCGUGUUACUUGUGAUCGCCGAUGCCCAGACCGACGUUGCCCACCCACGCCCACCCUCCUCCCCUCAAAAAAAAUCGGUGCUUCCUCCCAACAAAGCGUGUUGAUUCCAUUCUUACAAAUCUAAAACUAUGUAAUCUAUUUAUCUUAUAUAAAUGUUAUUUAUUAUCACAGCUGAUGAUUUAUUGAAAAGCUUUGCCAAAUGCACACUUCUAGAAAAAGACCUAUCAGGGGUGGGCAAAGUACAGGACUGGGGCCAGAUAUGGCCCGGGUCAUUUUUCUAAUCCGGUCCACAAGUUAGUUAUGGGUCUAUCUGGAAAAUAUUGUUGAGGCUUCACUUUUUCCAGAUUGUGUUAUUACACUGCCUUAUUCCAAAAUUCAGUCCAAAAAUCUGAAUUCACACACA